GUGAUGUUUAUGAUUAUUCUAAAAGUUCAGAUAAGGAUAAGAAUGAAGAUAAUGAAGAUUAUGAAAUUAAAAUUUUAUUAUCACGCAAUAUGAAAAAAGAUAAUUUUAAGGUUAAAGUUUUAAAUGGAAUGAAAAAUAUGCUUAAAGUCUGCCAAUAG
This is a messenger RNA of Funneliformis mosseae, 158 nucleotides long. The record is from the annotation of a GenBank genome assembly. Lineage: Eukaryota; Fungi; Glomeromycota; Glomeromycetes; Glomerales; Glomeraceae.